CGUCGUUCUCUCGACCUCAUCCUACACUUCCUUCGACCUGUGCUUCGCGCUACUGCUUCAACUUUUGGUUCACUACAUCUGUCUCUGUCCUGCCUUCCAAUCCGGUGUUCCACCAUUAAUACUCUUCUGCCCAGAUUCACCUCCGUCGCCGCCGAAUCGCCGUCACAACCAACAACGACGUUUAAAUUUAAUACACCCAACGCGGCGGGAAAUCGGCCAAGUCAGCGUCGAUUGGAACAACUUGUGGACUUCGCCACUUUCCAGUGAGCUGCAGAGAGCACAGCGAGAGCGACGUAGACUUCCAACAACAGUUUUCAGAACUCCGAGGCCAAAAUCUUGGAUUGAAUCAAGGCAGGCAGGCAGGCAGCGCUUCUCUACUUCCUUGCUUGUUGGUGAGCGAGAUUCCUUUAUUUGUUUCUUCUCUGUUCUUUUCUUUACAGCACGGCAUUGAUCGAUGUGACUACAUUCCCAAAAUUAACAAGGGAUUUUGAAAUCUUACAGAGAAACGAACAGGAAGGGACUGUUGUUGAUAGAACGCAGAGCGGCAUUACCGAGCGGGAACUUCGAGGUUAGUGGUGUUUGUGUUUUAUAGCUUGGUAUGCUGUGUGAGAAUUUAAUUUGUUUUCCCCACUCGCAAUUUUCUCUCAUGGCAUGACAAUCUGGAACCUAAUCUAUGAACCAUCUUGUCUUAUUUCUAAGUUCUUCAUUUUCACACAAAUCUGGAACUUGCCACCAGACUUUGGUGCUUCUUUCUGGGAAAGUUCUUUAUCUUGGCACCAAAUCAGACUUACUUGCCAUUGAUAUGCCAAGUGACCAAGUAAUAAAAAGGAUGCUAAUGUGGAAAUCGAAGCAUUGUACACUAUUCUAUGAUCUAACAAUAAUAAAGAGUAAGAUGCGUUCUUUCUUUUGUUAUGAUCACUUCAAGCCAGGAUUUCCUCUUGCAUCCUUUUUUAUUCUUAUGACGAGGUUGACAACUCCAACCACCUGAUUAUUGGUUUUGUCAUUAAGUUUGAUUGCUCACAGCAGGAGAGAAAACCAACCAGAUUUGAGUUGAACUUGCUCUGGAUUUUACAGUGGAUGAAACAUCAAUGCAUUAUGAUUUUCUUAUGGUGUGUAGUAGUUUGAGGUCUUGACUCCAAGAUGUGUUCUUUUUCCCUCUUGUUAUUAGGUUGAGAGGCCAGGAGUCGUGUGUGGAGGUCCUUGAUAGUCAUAAUGGAAGAAACAGGAAAUCCACAUCCUUAUGUGCCCACAGAUCUGCUACUCCCCGAUUAUGUGCCUCCAUUUCUCUCUCAAUCCGCCAUCCUCUGCAUUUACGGGGUUGUCUCUCUCGUUGUCGUUUCCACUGUUUGGAUCUCUUCUGGCUUCUCCCGGAAAAUAGCUAAACUUGACAGGCUUCUUCUUUGCUGGUGGGCUUUCACUGGUCUCACACACUUGAUUCUCGAAGGAUAUUUUGCUUUUGCACCGGAAUUUUACAAGGACAAAUCUGGGUUUUUCCUUGCUGAAGUUUGGAAAGAAUACAGCAAAGGUGAUUCAAGAUAUGCAGCAAGAGAUUCUGGAGUAGUUUCUGUUGAAGGAUUGACAGCAGUCUUCGAGGGGCCCGCCUGCCUUUUAGCUUUAUAUGCUAUUGCUACAAGAAAGUCAUACAGCUACAUUCUUCAGUUUGCUAUCUCCCUGGGACAGCUCUAUGGAACUGCCGUGUAUUUCAUUACUGCAUAUCUAGAGGGCGAUAACUUUGCUGCCAGUCCGCAUUAUUACUAUGCCUACUACAUUGGUGCCAAUGCAUCUUGGGUUGUCAUACCCUCGUUGAUAGCCUUGCGCUGUUGGAGGAAGAUUUGUGUGGCCGUGAACGUUGCAGACCAGAAAAAGACCAAAACAAAAACCCGCUAAGUUAGCAGCUGACAAGAAUGCCCGACUCCCUUUGCAUCGUUGAUGAUAUCUCGCUUCUCGCUACUUCUUGUUUGGUGGUUUGGUUUCUGCAACUGGAAGGGUUGGAAGCAUUAUUAAUCAGGAGAGAUUGAAAACUUGGGAUCAUUCUUUUCGAAUGUGUUCCUAAUGAAAUUAUGUAUUGUCUGGAUCGAUUGGAACAUGUGCUGUGUCUCGGCAGAGUGCUUUCUACUGUGAACCUUAGAAUUUUCGAUUUCAUCUUCAUGUUCGUGUUUGUUCUUCUCUCACAACAAUAUCCACCAACUGUUUCAGUCAAGGCUUGGACUGCGCCAGAGAGUAGGUGCGAAACCCCAGCCUUUGUUACUUGUCUAGCUGCUCUUGGAUAGAAUAAAUUUCAUUGUAGGGUUGAGAAAAUUUAGGGUAUUCUUGCACAGUGGAAAAAAUUAGGUUUUUUUUUUGUUGUUGUUGAGAAAUUAGGUUAUGGUAUGGAAUAUAAAUUUCAGAGGCCACCCAAUCAAAUUUCUAAAUAUAC
Molecule: messenger RNA, 2416 nt
Organism: Linum trigynum
Lineage: Eukaryota; Viridiplantae; Streptophyta; Magnoliopsida; Malpighiales; Linaceae
Source: the annotation of a GenBank genome assembly